GGAUGGAGAUAGAGAGGGGAUUACCUCGGAGGGGGGUGAGAGGGAAAACUUUCUCCCUUUUUUUCUUUUUGAAUUGCCAUUAAUUUCAGAGGAGAGAAAGGAGAGGGCGAGGGGAAGGUUUUAUUCCUCCGAGGUGGGCCGAGGCUCAGUUUUAGAGGAGUCUCCGUCGGGAAGUUUAACGGUUAAUUUAGUGAGUGAAGGAGUGAGGGAAGAGGAGGAGGACGCCCGGAGAAGAAUGGAAACGAGCUACCCUUCCCCUACAUCUGCCGUGAGAGCUAGCUUUAAAAAGAGAUUUCCAUAAGGCAGGGACAGGAACAUAAAAAGGGAGAAAAAACAUGCCGCAGUUGUCGGUUUAGUGCGGCUUGUGAGUUUUAAAAAGUGCCCCGGGAUAAGUUGAGACAGAACCGGUUUUCCCUGGUACCCUACCGCUGCUUUGUGCUCGUGAAUGGUCGGCUGUUUUUCCUGCCUGACAGGAGAAGUUAGGACAGCUGGGCUCAUCGCAUCUUUCGCUCCUCUUACAGUCACCAAACCUGCUCAGAUGGGCUUGAGAUAACGGCAACUGAAGUUCUACCCCCAUCCUGAACUUCAGCCGAAGCCUCCGACUUUCAACCACGAUGGCAGAUCCCACAGGGUUCAGCUCUGAGGGUGCGGGGGCCGGCAUGGCUGAGAUCGACGCUUGUAGCUUGGAGAUAGAGAGGAAGUAUGAAGUCAUCCCUGCCGUCAUCUGCUCAAUGUGUUGCCUGUUUGGCAUCAUUUACUGCUUCUUUGGUUACCGCUGUUUCAAGGCUGUGAUGUUCCUGUCAGGUCUGAUGUUCGGCUCCGUCAUCAUUUUCUUGCUGUGCCACAAGGAGCAUGUGCUGGACACCCAGCUCAGCGUCGAGGCCAGCGCUGGUAUCGGCCUGGGUAUAGGCCUCCUGUGCGGCCUGGUGACUAUGCUGGUGCGAAGCGUCGGCCUCUUCAUGACGGGGCUGCUGCUGGGGCUCCUCCUGGCUCUCGCUGCCCUGAUGCUCACCCACCAGUUCUACACUCCAACCACGGUUUGGCUGCCCCUGGGUGUUCUUCUGGGAACCGGCAUGCUGUUCGCCGUGCUGACUCUGCAGUGGCAGAAGACCUUCACCAUGCUCUCCACAGCCGUGUUUGGGGCAGCCAUCAUGACAGUGUGUGCUGAUUACUUUGUGGAGAUGCUGGCUUUGGCCACGCACGUGUAUGAAUGUUUGCGCCUCACUCCGGGGCCAGCGCUCUGCUGGUACAGCUGGGUCAUUCUGGGCAUCUGGCCGGCCCUCAGCCUCAUAGGAGUUCUGGUCCAGUGGAAACUGACGGAUAACAGCUUCUCGCACACGGAGGUUGUCAUCAGCCGGAGACAGAAGAGAGUCCAGCUGAUGCGGAUUCGAGAGAAGGACGCCAAGAAGCGGCAGCAGGCAGGUGGGCAGGAAGGCACGUACCGCCGUAAACCCACCCCAGUGAAACGUUACGCUGGGGAUCUACUGGCACCGAGCUACCUACAAAGUCUGCGAGACAGACAGAUGGGCACAGGCACAUCCCUUAGCAGCCUGGGCACCGCCAACCACACCACCAUCGACCUGGACUACGACACGGGCUCCACCGCGCCCCUCACCGCUACUACUCCGGUCGUCAGGGUCUGAGAAACACAGAGAUAAGAAGGGACUGCUUAGCGCUGUCUGGUUCUCCAGCUAUGUCUUUCUAACGUAAAGUAGAACUUAAUAACAGCUCCGAUAUCUGAGGGGUUUUAUUGCCCUUAAAUGGGUUUGGAGCGAGGAUGGAUUGGAGUUCAGCGAAACAGAAAGAUUUCUGGGGAGAAACUAAAACCACUACAGCCGCUGUGAUACUCAGAGAAAACACUUAAGAAGAGUUACUAACAAACGAACGUCACUCAUUUCCUCUCAUUAUGUAUUAAAUACAUAACAGCGAGUACGAGCCUCAAAACCAUGUGCAUUUCCGUUUUGAUAGUGAUUUUGCCGAUUUGUUGUUGACAUUGUGUGUACUGUACUACAGAGGUUAGCCAUUGCCGAGAAGUGUUGUCUUACUGUUUAACUGUGUGCUCAUAGGAUUUGUGGAAGUUGAUCAGUAAAAGACUUUUUUUUGUAAAAGGAGUGUGGUGGGAGAGUCUGACAAAGUGGAGCAAAACUAAAUGAUACAAAGAAAAAAAAAACAUUUAUUGCUGGAGCCUUCGAGAGGAUCGUUUUUUAGCGUCACUCUAAAAAUGUAGCUUGGGAAGAAUUUUAGAUUGUUGUGUUUUUAUAAAUUAAUUUAUAUAAUGACCAAGUACCUGGUAGUGUUGAAAAGAAAAAUACACAAAAAAACAAAGCAUGUUUGUUGUUCAUUUGUAGAUUUUUUCUUUUUUUUUUUUUCUUUUAAGAAUUAUCUGUUAGUUUGGGCAACAGACACCUGUUACCUGAAUCUGUAAAUACCUGUUGAUAGAAAUUUCAAAGAUAAAUAAAUUUGUUUGAUAAAAAAGAAA
Messenger RNA from Mugil cephalus (flathead mullet), 2479 nucleotides. Its product is annotated as transmembrane protein 198-like. NCBI's taxonomy places the organism in Eukaryota, Metazoa, Chordata, Actinopteri, Mugiliformes, Mugilidae. The coding region runs from base 615 to 1643 and encodes 342 amino acids. Gene Ontology annotation, cellular component: plasma membrane. The transcript has 5 exons. The record is from RefSeq and is a predicted model, not a curated record.